AAUCUAUGGGCUUGCUUCUUCAUAAUCAGUUCUUUGCAUCUCAGCACAAGAUUGGGAACUGAAACUCGCAUCUAAUUCUCCACGUUCACUCAUAAUAACAGUAAAUUGAUCUUGUUCUUCAAUGUAACGUUUAACAGUUGUCAUUGGUGUGAGUGUGGUGCAUAAUCUCUUUGCAGGGCAUGGUCUGUAUGUUAGAAGAGAGAAAUGCAAUAUGCACUGUACGAGAUGUGACAACUUUAGCUUCUCAGGGUUCGCAGCACAAGAUCACUCUUUUACUUCCGGCCUCAACUACAGUACAAGAACUUUUCCAAAAAUUAGCAGAUGCAUACCAAUAUGAUCCGAAUACAUUUGAACUUGUCCUUCAACGCUCAUCUGAAUCUGAACCUGUAGUGCUUAACAAUCAUAAAGAAGAAACUAUUGAAGAAGUGGGAGUGAAUUUUGAACCAGGGUACAACAAUAGUUUGAUUGUGACUGAAAUGCGUGGUCAGCAAACACGCAAAAUGGCUGUAGCAUCUGGAGAUGGUGGUGAAGAUGAGAUGAUGUUGGGAGCGUCAGCCAGCCCAACAGCUGUCAGUGACUUCUCGCAGACGCCUCCUGCUCCACUACCUCCGCCUGUAGUUAGUGGGGAUUAUUAUGGCAGUGUUAUGAUUAAACACGAUACAGUUGAAUAUGUAGGACUGGUAAACCAAGCAAUGACAUGUUAUUUAAACAGUUUACUGCAAGCACUUUAUAUGACACCGGAGUUCAGGAAUGCCUUGUACAAAUGGGAAUACGAUGAUUCGGAGAAGGAUGAAGCGAAAUCAAUUCCAUACCAAUUGCAGAAGCUUUUCCUCAACCUACAGACAUCAAAGAAAUCUGCUGUAGAAACAACAGAACUCACUCGGAGUUUUGGCUGGGAUUCGAGUGAUUCGUGGCAACAGCAUGAUAUACAGGAGCUUUGCAGAGUGAUGUUUGAUGCCUUGGAACAAAAAUUCAAAAAUACUGACCAAGCAGAUCUCAUAUCCAGGUUGUAUGAAGGUAAAAUGAUAGACUAUGUAAAGUGCCUGGAGUGUGGAACAGAAAAGUCUCGAGAAGAUACAUUUCUUGAUAUCCCAUUACCAGUUAGGCCAUUUGGAACAGCUGUGGCAUAUUCUAGUGUGGAAGAAGCACUGCGAGCUUUCGUCCAACAUGAAACCCUGGAUGGCAACAACCAGUACUUCUGUGAAAAAUGCGAUAAAAAAUGUGAUGCUCAUAAAGGAUUAAAGUUUUCAAAAUUUCCAUACUUACUUACACUGCAUUUAAAACGCUUUGAUUUUGACUACACUACCUUGCACAGAAUAAAACUGAAUGACAAAGUUACUUUCCCUGAAGUAUUAAACCUCAACAGCUUUAUAAUAUCGGAUGAAAUUAAAGAAGAAAAUGAAGGAAUAACAGAUGACUUGGUAGUAAAAUGUGAUGAUAGCAGUACAACAGACAGUGGCUCUGCUCUGGAUGAUGAAAGUUGCCAAGGGACAGAAGCAGGUCUAAUUUCCCAUGACAAUGAAUUCCAGGAAGAUGAUGAAGGAAUAGAUAUGGGCAGCUGUGCAAAUCACCAUGAAAAUGAGAAAAAUCGGAGACACGCUCAUGAGAAAGGACCUUAUGUGUAUGAAUUGUUUUCUAUUAUGAUACACUCAGGAAGUGCAUCGGGAGGCCAUUACUAUGCUUACAUCAAAGACUUUAAGAAAAAUGAAUGGUUCUGUUUCAAUGAUCAGAUUGUGACUAGGAUAACUCAGGAUGACAUCACUAAAACAUAUGGUGGUGGACCAUCAAGGGGAUACUAUUCAGGUGCAUACAGUUCAAGCACAAAUGCAUAUAUGCUCAUGUACCGUCAGAUUGACAAACAAAGGAAUUCUGAGGCAAUGACAGUUGAACAAUUUCCACCCCACAUACAGAAACUGCUGGAGAAGAUACAGGAACGAGAAGAAUUUGACCGAAAAAGGCGAGAGCGAGAAUUGGAAGACUACAAAUUAAAAUUUUAUGCAUAUCAUCCAAUAAACCAUAAGUUGCUUGAGGAUAAAGUGUACUGCACAAGUAAAACUACUGUGAGACAAGCUACGGAACUUGCCCAUAAGGCUCUGUCACUUCAAGGGCUUAUACCACUUGAAAGAUGCCGCCUGGUGAACUACGACAGAACACAAGAAACCAUAGAGUGUAGCUUUGAAGGUCAGGAAGAUAAAGCAUUAUGUGAAGUGCUGGAUCUACGGGGUGGUCGCCGGUAUGAUCUCCUGUUACAGCACAGGAAAGAGGAUGAAGAAUUUGAAAUAUAUCAACCUGGAGGUGUAACAUUCAAAGUAUUUCUCAUAAAUAUGAACGCCCACAGUACUGAAGAUGUUGAAGGCCCCUUCACAGUGCGAGGCAAUCUUUACCACACUGUAGGAGAAUUCAAAGCCACAGCUGCUAAGGUCUUAAAUCUAAAUGCCCAAAAGAUGUACAUCUUGCAAGAGAAGAGUAAUAGCCACCCACAGUACUUGUGCAGUGAUGAUGCUACGUUACAAUCCGAAGGCCUUCAUAAUACCAAUAAGAUUUUUGUUGCUGUAUCGCCUGGGGAUGAUGCAGAAAAACCUCACUUUUCUUCAAGAUUGUUUGAAAUAAUUAAGGAAAUUUUGGACACAUUUGAAUAUGUGAUAACACUGAAUGUUGUGGUACCAGAAAUAGAUAAAGAGGUUUUAAGGAAAUUGGCAAUACCACCAUUGAAUUUAGACAUGAAUCACAAUGACAGCAACAGUACACAUGAAGAAAAUAAAGGAAGUGAUGACUGUGUAUCAGGAUUAACAGCGGUGCCAAGUUUACCACCUGGAGGAAUACAGUCCGCAGCUCUGCUAGCAGGAACGGCAGAAGCAGCUAUCCGACCACCGUUGGUGCAGGCACAGCCUCCUAUUGUACCGUUGCCCGCUGCACGGGACAAUUCCCCACAGCCACCAUUGGACCCAGAGGAUGAAGGAAUUGGCUCCACAGGACACAGUGAUCAGAGUGCCAGUGAGGAUAGCAGUCUUACCGACAGUGACAGAACGUUAGUUGGUGAUGUUCCUGAUGAAUGCCUGGCACAUAAUAUUUCUACACCGAGUAAUGGGUCUGACCAGCAGAAUGUAUCAUCUCCAGAAGAGGGAAACACGAGUAAUUACAACUCUUAUACGAAGGAACACUCUGGCAACUGGGAUGCUGAUGACAGUGAUACACCUGGUUUUACGGGUAGAUCGUCUAACUACUACUUCAAAAACAUACAAAGUGCUGAUUCAGACAGCAAAAGAACACUGAAGUUCCUGGUGGACAAAAGAAUGUUCCUGAGUACACUGAAAAAAAAUUUAGAGCCUUAUGUUGGUGUGCCUCAAGAAUAUUUCAAGAUAAACAGAGUACGUACCAGCCAACAAGAGCAGGAGUGUUCUCGUCUUUCAGAAAAUCUUAAGUCUUUCCGUGAUGAUGAAAAACUUAUCAUUAAACUUGAAGGAGAAUUCAGGGGAAAGGUCCAUUUAUUGUGUCCAAAUAAUACUGUAGAGACUAGCAAAUUUCUCUGUGAGUGGAUUAUUGGUAAAGGAAUGACAGUAGGAGAGGCAAAAAAGGAAAUAUUAGAAGAGGUAAAGAAGAAGCACGACUUGGAUAUUCCUUUUGAUAGGUGUAGAUUGAGGAAAAAAACUUGGAAAACCCCUAAGAAAGUUUAUCUGAAUCAUCAGCAGUUUGAAGAUGAUGACCUAAAACUCUUUGCUAAUUGGGAAAUGUUCCUACAAGAGUUGCCUGGACCAGAAGUUGUUACCUCAGUCAACCAGCUGAUCCUAUUUGUGCGUCGUUGGUGCCCUUCUACUUAUGAAUUAAUGCCAUUUGAGGAAAUUGUCCUCGACAACAACAAUAUCACUGAUACAGAGAUCAAGAAAAAGUUGGCAGAGCUAAGUGGUAUUCCAGAAGAGAAUAUAGAAUAUGCAAAAGUGCAGACACAUUUCCCUGCGGAAAUUUCUGUCCUAGCCAUCCAGAAAGACCUCGAAUGGAAUGCUCACUCACCACAGGAUUCGUGGCACCUUAAUAUGCUUGAGGAUGGUGAAAUACUAUUUUACAGGGAUAAAACCGAGCCUGUAAAGGAGCUGACUAAUGAAGAACGGAAAGAAAUAGCUAAUAGGGAAGGAUCCCGUGUGAAUAAACUGGGUUCAGUAUCCUCUUAUUCCCCUCGAAAAGAAAGAGCUUUAAAAAUUUAUGUUGACUCGUCGCCUAAGAAACGGGAUGAAGUUGAUGAACUUGACUGAGGUGUGAACAUUUUAAGUGACUGGUGAAGUUUACUGAAUAUUGUGUAAUGUUGUAUGUUCAUGAAGCAGUGAUAUUUAAAUGAACUUCUGACUGGCAGUUAGGUUGGCUAAUGACAAAACAUGUUGAUGUGUGCUGCAUUUGAGACUUGCGUGAUAUUGUUCUGACCGUCGCCAUUGUGCAAGGAUCGUGUACCUCUGUUCCAGACUGAUCGGCCAAUUGCAUUUGGUUUGUGUUUGUAGGUAUUUUCUAUGUAGUUUUUAUAGUUAAUUUGUGUACAUAUAUACAUAUAUAUUUAUAUACAUAA
Molecule: messenger RNA, 4552 nt
Organism: Schistocerca nitens (vagrant locust)
Lineage: Eukaryota; Metazoa; Arthropoda; Insecta; Orthoptera; Acrididae
Product: ubiquitin carboxyl-terminal hydrolase 47-like
Exons: 23
Coding region: 180-4247 (1355 amino acids)
Biological process (GO): protein deubiquitination
Cellular component (GO): nucleus; cytosol
Molecular function (GO): cysteine-type endopeptidase activity; cysteine-type deubiquitinase activity
Source: RefSeq, a predicted model, not a curated record